Messenger RNA from Marasmius oreades (fairy-ring Marasmius), 1227 nucleotides. RefSeq lists its product as uncharacterized. Bases 1 to 1227 code for a protein of 408 amino acids. Gene Ontology annotation, molecular function: UDP-glycosyltransferase activity. NCBI's taxonomy places the organism in Eukaryota, Fungi, Basidiomycota, Agaricomycetes, Agaricales, Marasmiaceae. The transcript is spliced from 5 exons. The record is from RefSeq and is a predicted model, not a curated record.
AUGGAUUGCUCAAAACUCCCGGCCCCUUGUGUAGCCAUCCUUGAUCCUUUCGCAAACUACGCCGUCGCCGGAAUCCGUUCAUUCACCACUCCGGAACAACUCCCAAUCGUAGCAUGGGUGUCUGGUUCCGCUGGGUGUACUCUGAUGUUAUGGGGUCCUGAAAGGUACGGAGGGAGGGGAAACUACCCUUCGCGCAUGCAAGAACAAAUAAAGAAUGGAAAGGCUCAAAUAGAAGCCUUCGGGUCCGAGCUUGUUUUUGGACCAACUGAUAGCGUAUUACGGAUUCCUGGAUACCCGCUGAUGUACGAUUACGAACGGCAACCUCAGACGCCUCCUGAAUGGAUUCGGGGUGCUGAUUCUUUGUUCAUGGAGGUCGUGUAUAAAUCUAUCAUGGCUUCAGAGGGAGUUAUCACUAUCUCAUCUCCUGUCAUCGAGAAGGAGAGUAUAAAGGCGUGCGAUGAAUACUUUGGGAGCCUUGGAAAGUCUUAUUUUUCCAUCGGGCCGAUGGCAGUCAUACCUAAUGACCCGAAGGAAGAUGAUGCCACCACAGACAAGGUUUUUUCAUUUUUGGAAAAGAUGAACGCUGAAUUUGGAGAGAAGUCGGUGAUAUACAUUGCAUUUGGAACUUUACUCUGGCCGACGAAUACAUCAGUUUUCAACGCGAUAAUCGACGGAAUGAUGGAUAACCAAACGCCGUUUAUCGUUGCGCACCCUUCUCCCGUCGCUCAACCGUCUGAAGUAUUCUUAAACAAGAUCAGAGCGUACCCUUAUGGACUUGAACUCGCUUGGGCGCCUCAAGAGCGAAUUUUGUCACACUCAGCUACAGGAUGGUUCCUUACGCACGGUGGGUGGAACAGUAUGCAAGAAGCUUUUACCUACAAGGUUCCGAUGCUUUUGUGGCCAACUAGCGCCGACCAACCAUUAAACGCUUCCCUCUUGUCGAUAAAAUUCCGGGCCGCAUUUGAACUAAUCGAAGUACGUACCGGGGAACACGGACAGAAAAUGCCCUAUCGGUAUCGUGAUGGGCGUGAUGGGCCUACACCCAAAUUCACGGCGGAGUCCGCGAAGGAGGAGUUUGAGCACCUUUUGAAGGAUCUCAAAGGGAUGAAGGGAUCAGUCGUGAGGAAGAACUUUGAAGACCUCGCUAUGGAGAUUGGUAGAGUGUGGGACGAGGAUGGUGAUGCUCGGAAGGCGCUUGAAGCUUUCUUGAACAAAUAUUUAGGUUAA